GCCUGUUUGUUAAUGUUUACACUCCAAAUGUACCUAUAGUUUAUUUGUCUUUGUUGUAUAUCAUCCGAACACUAUAACUUUAGUUAGGAAACCGGAGUAAUAGUCUCCUUCCCGUGAUGUGUUGGAUUCACGGUGGUGGGUUUUUAUCGGGUUCUGGAAACUCCGACUGGUAUGGACCAGACUAUUUACUAAAGGAAAAUGUUGUACUUGUAACUAUAAAUUACAGACUUGGAAUACUAGGGUUCCUCAAUUUCGACAAUCCUGCACUAGACGUACCGGGAAAUGCUGGUUUCAAAGACCAAGUUAUGGCAUUAAGGUGGAUUCAAGAGAACAUUAGGUGCUUCGGUGGAGAUCCCAAUAACGUUACAAUUUUUGGAAACAGUUCCGGAGGUAUAAGCGUACAUCUUUUAGUACUGUCGUCUCUCGCAAAAGGCUUAUUUCAUAAAGCCAUUAUGCAAAGUGGAACCGCUCUUGGAAGUUGGUCAGACGGAAAAAGAUCUGUGGAAUAUUUAGAAAUCGCUUUUAACAUAAAGGCCAGUGAGGAAACUUUUCUUAAACUUCUACAGAAGAUGCCGAUUGAGGAAAUAAUGGAAUUACAAUCCAAAAUUCCAGAUAUUUGCACGGCAUACUCACAACGACCCUUUGGGCCGGUAGUAGAAAGUUACACAUCUAAAUCUUCAUUUAUACUAGAAGAACCUUUGACUAUAUUACGAUCCGGUACCUAUAAUGAUGUAUCCCUUAUGAUAGGGUAUACCUCCAGAGAAUGCUUACUUAUACACUUUAUGAACAGAAACGCGAACGUUCCCAAUAAAGGACUUGAUAUAAUAACUGAUUUCGAAAUGGAAAUACCAAGAACUCUAAAUGUUAUUAAAGGCACGUCGUUAUCGAAACGUAUGGCGGAGAAAAUAAAAUUUUUCUAUUUAGGGAACAAAGAAUGGGCCGACGAAAUUAAAAGUCAAUAUUACUUGUUAAAAACAGACAAUAUGUUCAUAUGGCCCAUACAAAAAAACUUAAGAUAUCAUGCGAAGUCCUCAACAAACCCUACAUAUUUUUAUAGAAUGUCCAUCGAUACCAGCAUUAACUUAUUUAAGAGGUCAAUUAAUAUAAAAUUACCAGGUGUUAGCCAUGGAGAUGAAUUAGGUUAUUUAUUUAAACGUUCAAGAAUACCUCCUCCUCUACCUAACAGUCUUGAAAUGAACGGUAUCGAACGCUUUACUAAAUUGUGGACAAACUUUGCCAGAACAGGAAAUCCAAAUCCAACAGAAUGUACAUCGCUAAUCGACGUCCAUUGGAAACCCAUUGAUAAAUGUAAUCUUCAUUAUCUAGAUAUUGGAGAAAAUUUAACUGUAGGUGUUAAUCCAGAUGAAAACAGGGUGAGAUUUUGGAAUGAAUUAGAAAUCUUAAGCUUAGGAGAUUCUAAAUUGUAAUGUUUAUUAAGCUAAUUCUAUACAUCGUGACAUGCGUGACUAUACUGGCUUGAUUGCACUCGAAUAAAUAUGCACGUAAAUUGAA
Photinus pyralis (common eastern firefly) is the source of this 1512-nucleotide messenger RNA. RefSeq names its product esterase B1-like. The transcript is spliced from 6 exons. The record is from RefSeq and is a predicted model, not a curated record. Lineage: Eukaryota; Metazoa; Arthropoda; Insecta; Coleoptera; Lampyridae. The coding region runs from base 117 to 1427 and encodes 436 amino acids.